This is a messenger RNA of Trichobilharzia regenti, 588 nucleotides long. Lineage: Eukaryota; Metazoa; Platyhelminthes; Trematoda; Strigeidida; Schistosomatidae. The record is from the annotation of a GenBank genome assembly.
AUGGUCUACUUUUUCAACAUAAUUCGUAUUCCGGAAUCUGAUUCUAAUUUAUUGAGUAGAAUAACUGAAUUAUUAGCCAAUGAAAAGUCUUCAAAUGUCCUGAUACAGUAUGGAGCAAAUAAUCAGCUGAAUUCAAUGUGUGAAUGGAUCCCUAGAAUAGGUGGUAUCUAUGGUGCUUUAGCACUGUUAGCGUGUGCCUAUGGAACACUCGGUUUAUGGGAGACAAAUGGUAAAUAUAAGAAGAUUUUUCAGAUGGGUGCACACUAUCAUCUAAUACACUCGUUAGCAAUAAAUCAAGCAUCAAAUACAAAACACCCAAUACUGGUCUCUCAACUUGAAGCACUACUGACCAAUCUAAUCCUGAAUAAUUUUGAAAAGGAUAAAAAUCUCUUCUUAUUUUGUUUAUCGCCUUUUUUCAUUACUUAUCAUCAGACAACAACACUACUGGUGAUUGGUACAACUCUAUUCUCUGGUUCGUGUUAUUAUGUAGCCAUCAGUGGUAAUGAAUCUGCAUCUAAAUUUGCGCCAAUCGGUGGCUUAACGUUACUACUAGCUUGGAUAUCAAUGAUUUUAUAAAGUAAUAAUAAU